AUGGCAGCAUAUAAAAAAUCAAUAAAACAAACGACAACAUCAAAUACGAUACCUACGGAAUUUCAUUUUAAAAGUCCACUAUCUGAUAUGUCACAAAGUAAACCACGCGUAAUGUCAUCACAUCGUCCAAUAAUUUCAAAUAUACCAAAAUCAUCUCUUAGUUAUCCAACAGCAAUUCCAUCUCCAAGAACACCAUAUCGUUUAAGUUAUUACCAUCAACAACAACAGCAAGGUGAACGAUUCUUAUAUGCUCUUAGGACACCUGUAACACCUCGUCGAGCUGUUUCAGCUCGAAUAUCUAAUAAUAGUUUAAAUACAUUACCACUUCAUCAACAACCACAUUUAUUAGCAUCUCCACUUUUACCACGUCCACAUCCACAAUAUGGUCAUUUUCUUGCCUAUCUUCGACGACAAUCAUUAGCUCGUAUACGUCGCAAACAACAAGAAGCAGGAAAUACAGAUACUAUUGAAUCAACAAUAAAAUUUAAUACAACUAGACCAAUUUCGCAAACAUUUCAUUCAAUAUCACAUGCAUCUCUUAAUAUAUCAACAGCAGAACUGUUGUCAAUGCCAACAAUGUCUUUAACAUCAAAACGACGAUCACGACCAUUAUCAUCUCAUCAACAAAUUCGGCGUCCAUCAUCAUCAUCAAUACAAACAAAUUAUCGUUUAAGUUUAAACCAAUCACCAUCAUUAAAAGUACUACCACCACCACCAUCAUCACCAACACAACAAACACCAACAAAAAUAACAUCAAAUGAGCAAUUAAUAAUACCAACAUCAACCGUUCUUACACCAACAAAUUCAAUUGUUGAUGAUACAAUUAAAUUAUCAACAUUAAAAACACCCUAUGAACUACAAUUAAGUGGUGAUAUGCUUAAUUAUUGUUAUGUUAGUGAUAGUGGAGUUAAAUAUCAAGGACAAUUACUUGCUACAUUUGUUUAA
Messenger RNA from Rotaria sordida, 945 nucleotides. Lineage: Eukaryota; Metazoa; Rotifera; Eurotatoria; Philodinida; Philodinidae. The record is from the annotation of a GenBank genome assembly.